This is a messenger RNA of Lucilia sericata (common green bottle fly), 420 nucleotides long. RefSeq names its product vasotab-like. The coding region runs from base 73 to 348 and encodes 91 amino acids. The record is from RefSeq and is a predicted model, not a curated record. Gene Ontology annotation, molecular function: protein binding. The transcript has 2 exons. Lineage: Eukaryota; Metazoa; Arthropoda; Insecta; Diptera; Calliphoridae.
AUGAAAUUGUCUCACAACGAUCUAGUUUUUAAAUUGUCUUUUUAAACUGUAAAUUAUUUUCAUUUCUUUAAAAUGCAAUUUACUACCGGUUUCAUUAUAUUAUUAUUGAGCUUAUUCUCCAUCGUAAUGGCUGAUGACUAUGACGAUUGUCCAGUUGUUUGUCCCCUUAUUUACGCACCAGUUUGUGGCACUAUACAAAAUUUGGACGGCGAAAGUGUAAAAUGCACUUUUCCCAAUGAUUGUAUGUUGGGUGCAUUCACGUGUAGAGCAAAACAAGAAUUGGUUAAAAAGCGGGGACCUUGUAAGGAAAAAUUUGAAGGAUGCAAUGAAAUUAUUAGAGGAUUUUAAAAUAAAUUUGUAUUUUAUAAUACAUUUUAUAAUAAAAAUAAAAAUAUUGAAUAAAGUUAUAUGCAGAAAGUA